AUGCUUGUUCUUCUGCCGAGCAGUAUCGACAUGGUCAAUGCUGCUAACUGCGGGGCCAAGACGACAACCGACAAUCUCCGUACCGUGGAACCCGUCCAGGCCGUCAGCUUGGCAGAAUCUCCCGACUUCGCUGCUGCAGAAGAAGAGCGAGGGGCCCAAAACGCUGGAGCUGCUGCGCGUGUCGUCGGAGGAGCCUCUGUCCCGGUUAACGGUCCUCCGUCAACAGUCGGUGACGAGAUGGUCACUGUCACAACUUUCGAUGGCAACGGCUUCUUCCAGCGCGUGGGCAAGUGGUGGAGCCGCGCAUUCGGCGCCGGGAACGAGAAGUCGCGAAGAAUUCGACAGUGA
Molecule: messenger RNA, 348 nt
Organism: Phytophthora nicotianae INRA-310
Lineage: Eukaryota; Oomycota; Peronosporomycetes; Peronosporales; Peronosporaceae
Exons: 1
Coding region: 1-348 (115 amino acids)
Source: RefSeq, a predicted model, not a curated record